Notolabrus celidotus (New Zealand spotty) is the source of this 1252-nucleotide messenger RNA. It is a transcript of the gene parapinopsina, whose product is annotated as parapinopsin a. Bases 1 to 1083 code for a protein of 360 amino acids. Gene Ontology annotation, biological process: G protein-coupled receptor signaling pathway; visual perception. Gene Ontology annotation, cellular component: membrane; photoreceptor outer segment. The transcript is spliced from 5 exons. Gene Ontology annotation, molecular function: G protein-coupled receptor activity. The record is from RefSeq and is a predicted model, not a curated record. NCBI's taxonomy places the organism in Eukaryota, Metazoa, Chordata, Actinopteri, Labriformes, Labridae.
AUGGAGCACCUUCUUCCUCGUGGAAACUCCUCAUCGUUUCCAAGCUCAGCCAACACAGAGCUUCUAUCUCGGACUGGGUUCACGAUACUGGCUGUCAUCAUGGGUACGUUCUCUGGGGCCGGUAUCAUCCUGAACGUCCUGGUGAUUGUGGUGACAGUAAGACACAGACAGCUGAGACAGCCGCUCAGCUAUGCUCUGGUGAACCUGGCUAUAUGUGACCUGGGGGCUGCUGUGUUUGGAGGCAUCCCCACCACAGUAACCAGUGCUAUGGGAUACUUCAGCCUGGGACAGGUGGGCUGUGUGUUGGAGGGCUUUGCUGUGUCUUUUUUUGGUAUAGCAAGCCUGUGCACAAUAGGAAUCAUUUCUGUCGAGCGCUACCUAGUGGUAUGUUAUCCCUUGGGCGGUGUUAUGUUCCAGACCAGACAUGCAAUUGCAGGAGUGGUGUUGUCCUGGGUGUGGUCGUUUGUGUGGAACACCCCGCCUCUGUUUGGUUGGGGAAGUUAUGAGCUGGAGGGAGUUCAGACCUCAUGUGCCCCCAACUGGUACAGCCGGAGUGUGGGGAACAUGUCUUACAUCAUCCUAUACUUCUUCCUUUGCUUUAUUAUUCCAUUUUCCAUCAUCAUGGUGUCCUACUCAAGACUCCUGUGGACCCUCCGCCAGGUGACUAAGCUGCAGGUUUCAGAGGCCGGCAGCACAAACCGGGUGGAGACGCAGGUGGCGCGUAUGGUGGUGGUAAUGGUGCUGGCCUUCCUGUUAACUUGGCUACCAUACGCUGCCAUGGCCCUGGCUGUCAUACUGGAUUCCAGUCUUUAUAUUGAUCCUGUUAUCGCCACCAUACCUGUUUACUUGGCUAAAAGUAGCACUGUCUACAACCCCAUCAUUUAUAUUUUCAUGAACAGACAGUUUCGAGGAUAUGCUGUCCCCACUGUCCUUUGUGGGUGGAACCCAUGGGCUUCAGAUCCCCAAAUUUCCGAGGGUGAGACUACAAUCGCUUCAAUCAUCAAGAGCCAAAAAGUCUCGCCGAAAGAAUCUUCAACUUUGCAACAAGGAAAGAUCAAAAAUACACCUUUGGAGAUACAAUGAAGAUAACAAACUUUAACAGGCGAGGAAUGGUGGAGGUGGCAAAAGUUUUGUGUGGCAUCUUUGUGUUAUUCUCUGAUAUUUAUAUCAUUGAUCAUGAGAUAUUCUUUUUGAUCUUAUGUCAAAAUGUCUUAUGUCAAAAUCACAUAUGUAUAAGCCCAAAGUACUCUAU